GGGACUCGGGACCAGGGUGGCUGCAGGAAAAGCGCAGGACUGCGGACCCCCGCCGGGGCCGGGAGCAGUAGAGAGGGCCGACUCCCGCCUCCUAGAGGCGCCAGCCCGCCCGUCCGCUCUGCCCGCGCCACGUCUCUAUGGCGGCCCCAACGGCCGUCCGGGGCAAGGAGCGCGAUGAGCGAGGGCGCCGACGACGACGGCGGCGCUGGGGCCGCGGCGCGGUCUCCAGGGGGCAGUCCCGGAGGGGAUGGCUUCGCCCCGUCUGCGCUGGGCACCCGAGAGCAUUGGGAUGCUGUCUAUGAGAGAGAACUGCAAACUUUCCAAGAAUAUGGAGAUACAGGAGAAAUCUGGUUUGGAGAAGAGAGUAUGACUCGACUAAUAAGGUGGAUGCAGAAACACAAGAUUCCAUUGGAUGCUUCAGUGCUUGAUAUUGGAACUGGAAAUGGUGUUUUCCUGGUUGAACUUGCAAAAUUUGGUUUCUCUAAUAUUACUGGAAUUGAUUACUCUCCUUCUGCAAUACAGCUUUCUGGAAAUAUUAUAGAGAAAGAAGGUUUAUCUAACAUUAAGUUGAAGGUAGAAGACUUUUUGAAUCCUUCCGCAAAACUGUCUGGAUUUCAUAUUUGUAUUGACAAAGGGACUUUUGAUGCCAUAAGCCUUAAUCCUGACAAUGCAAUUGAAAAGAGGAAGCAAUAUGUGAAAUCUCUCUCCAGGGUGUUGAAAGUGAAAGGCUUUUUUCUAAUAACCUCAUGUAAUUGGACCAAGGAAGAGUUGCUAAAUGAAUUCAGUGAAGGAUUUGAACUUUUUGAAGAGCUGUGGACACCCAGGUUCAGCUUUGGAGGCAGAUCUGGAAACAGUGUAGCAGCACUGGUUUUCCAAAAAACGUGAGACUUUUCAUUGGACAAAUUCAGUUAGCUUUUUUAAAGAAGCUCUACAUCAAAGUAAACCUGAUACAGAAAAUGCAAGUGCAAAUAAAUGUUUAGUAAGUACACAGGAUGCACAUGUUGAAUAGAUAAAAUGGGUUGGUAAAAAAAAUCAUGAGCAUGGAAGUAGUUCGGUUUUAGAGAUCAACCAAGAAUAAUUUAAAUUUUUCUUUUGUAUUUGAGAUGUAAAUAUUUUUCUUUCUGAUUUAAAAAAAUUUCCUGUAACUGCUGAACAGUUAAAAACUUUAAAGCAGUAAAUGAAUUUACAGAUAGUAUGUAUUCUUGACUUUUGUGCCUUGGUAAAGGUGAAUUGAAUAUAGCUAUUUAUGAAUAUAUGACCAAGCUAUUCCAGGGCCAGAAUAAUAAGCCAAACGACUUUCUUAAUGUUUUAGUAGACUAUUAUAAAACAUAGUAAGUAUGAUAUUUUGAGUUGAAUAGGUUUUUUAAAAAAAUUUUUUUAAUACCUGAGAAAAUCCCCUAGCCCUUAUGUGUGUAAUUAAACAAAAUCAGAUAAAUGUAUCAGUUGAUCAAGAAAUAUUUAUUGAGCUUGUAUUUUGUGGCUGAUGAUCUUCUACACACUGUGAGGGAUAAAUAGUAGAAGGAAAGACAACUAAGAGAUACUGUUAUAUGCUGGCACUAGGUUAAGUUGUAUUAUCUUACUAAGUCAUUGAAUUCCCUCAAUAUCUUCUCGAGGCAUGUAUUACUUAUUCCUGUUUCUACAUAUCAGAUAGCUAGUACAAGAUAGAGCCAGGAUUCUUCUCUGGGUCUGACUCUAAAACCUGUUCUCUUCCCCUAGCGUAUUCGCCUCCCAGGUCUAAGUCUCUGCCUUUACGGCAUUUACAGUUCAGUUGGGGAACUAGGACUCGUACGUCGAAAAUUCUGUUAGAGAAGUUGGGCAGUUAUUUUUAGGAGAUCUGCAGCUCCCUGUUAGUGACUGUUGAUCAGUGGACUGUGAGAAUAGUGAGUCAUCCUUCAUUACUUUUCACCAUUUCCCUAUUUGUCUUAAAAGACUUGUGUCAUCAAGAACUGAGCUGUGUCAUUCCUCUGUGAGAGGUGGUGUAAGUUUUAUAUAUAUACACCCUCAGGGAUACAGGGACAAAGAUGUUCUAGUUAGGGGCUGAUUAGCAAGAGGAACAGUU
Molecule: messenger RNA, 2059 nt
Organism: Balaenoptera musculus (blue whale)
Lineage: Eukaryota; Metazoa; Chordata; Mammalia; Artiodactyla; Balaenopteridae
Gene: EEF1AKMT2
Product: EEF1A lysine methyltransferase 2
Exons: 6
Coding region: 175-885 (236 amino acids)
Biological process (GO): peptidyl-lysine dimethylation; peptidyl-lysine monomethylation
Cellular component (GO): cytoplasm
Molecular function (GO): protein-lysine N-methyltransferase activity
Source: RefSeq, a predicted model, not a curated record